This is a messenger RNA of Plutella xylostella (diamondback moth), 8569 nucleotides long. Its product is annotated as serine/threonine-protein kinase Tor. Gene Ontology annotation, molecular function: protein binding; protein-containing complex binding; protein serine/threonine kinase activity. Gene Ontology annotation, cellular component: TORC2 complex; nucleus; TORC1 complex. The record is from RefSeq and is a predicted model, not a curated record. Lineage: Eukaryota; Metazoa; Arthropoda; Insecta; Lepidoptera; Plutellidae. Gene Ontology annotation, biological process: TORC1 signaling; negative regulation of macroautophagy.
AAUCCAUUGCAAAACUUUUGUCUAUGAUAUAUUUUCCAAUGUGGGAUUGUUAUUAUUUUUAUUGCGUGUAAAAUCAUAAUUUUGAUUUGUUUUACUUACUUUUGCAACGGAGAAUUACGUUCAAUAUGAAGUAAAAACACAAAAGAACUAAACAGACUUCAAAAUGUCUAAUCAAGUAGCCCAGUUUGUAGCUGGUCUCAAGUCCAGAAAUGUGGACCUGCAGAUCAAGACUGCCCGAGAACUUUAUCACUUCGCGAAGACAGAGCUUCGGGAAGUGCCGCAGGAGGAACUCACGCAGUUCCUCGAUGAGUUCAACCAUCAGAUAUUUGAAAUGGUUUCUAGCAAUGACGUGCAUGAGAAGAAAGGCGGUGUACUCGCUAUAGUUUGUCUGAUCGGCGGCGACUGUGACACCACAAAAACAAGAAUAACAAGAUUUGCCAACUACUUGCGAAACUUGCUCCCGUCGUCCGACGCUGGCGUGAUGGAGCUGGCGGCCAAGACCGUGGGCCGCCUCGCCACCGUGUCCGGCGUCAAACGAGCCGAAUACGUCGACUUCGAAGUUAAAAGAGCCUUUGAAUGGUUGGCUGAAGAGAGAAACGAAGGGAGAAGACAUUCAGCUGUGCUGUUACUGAAAGAACUUGCCAUAGCCAUGCCUACAUACUUCUACCAGCAGGUGUCUGGUUUCUUUGACCACAUCCUUGUUGCUCUGAAAGAUCCCAAGGCUCAGAUACGAGAGGCUGCAGCUAAAGCAUUGAGAGCCGCCCUAGUAGUGACCUCUCAGAGAGAGUCGGCCAAACAGUCAUCAGCCAGGCCCCAAUGGUACCGCCAGUGCUAUGAGGAGGCUAUGGUGUCCUUUGAAGAUGUGCCCAUUAAACCAAAGGGAACCACAGUGGAAGACAAGAUACAUGGAGGCUUACUCAUACUGAAUGAACUCUUGAGAUGCUCCAAUGCAGUCUGGGAGACAAGAUACUCCACUCUGAUGCACAGCCUGGACACACAGUGUGACAGUGGUGUGUCUGAUGAUAUCAUAUUUAUUAGUUCAAAAACGCACAGUCCAUCUGUGAAGAGAGGCUACCUGUGUGAUGGUUUCAAGACUGAAAAUGUAAUUUACCCAGUUCCUAUCUAUGAGUCCAGUGUGUGCCGGCAGCUCAUCACUGAGAAAUAUGAAAGAAUAUGUCAAGAUGUGAUGGCCCAGCAAGUAGCUAAAACCCAAGGUGUACCACAAGUCCUCCUCAUAAUACUUCCAAGAUUGGCAGCUUUCAACAAGCCACUGUUUGUGAAGAGAUACCUCGGCAUCACCAUGCGCCACCUGUUCUCCUCCAUCCGCAGCCGAGAGAAGGACAAGAACAUGGCGUUCACCACCCUUGGCCUCAUGGCCGCUGCACUGGAAAUGGACAUAAAGAACUACAUUCCCAAAAUCAUGGAUGGCAUCAAAUAUGCACUGCCUGUUCGAGACACACAAACUAAGAAGAGGGUCUGGGUUGACCCCUCCAUAUUUGCCUGCAUCACAUUGCUCGGAAGUGCUGUCAAAGAUUUGGUGGUGAAUGAUAUUAGAGACCUCCUAGAACCCAUGUUUGCUACUGGACUCAGUCCUUCCCUCACUGUGUGCCUGAAAGAAUUGAGUAAACAUGUUCCUAGUCUGAGAGCAGAAAUAUCUGAAGGACUGCUGAAUAUGCUGUCUAUGGUGUUGAGAAACAAACCUUUUCUGCACCCGGGCAUGCCGAGGAACCUGGAGCAGCAGAUGAGCAGCAUGUCCCUGGUCAUUGAGCAGCAUGACACGGCCAGUAUUGUGCUGGCUCUCCGGACAUUAGGAUCAUUCACAUUUGAGGGGCAACAGAGCCUGCUCACAUUUGUGAGGCGGUGUGCUGAUCACUUCCUCCAGAGUGACCAACAGGAAGUGAGGCUAGAAGCAGUCAAGACUUCGGUAAAGCUCUUAGCAGCUGCAGCCAUCAGAACACAGAUAACCUCUUCUAAAACCCUCAAAAUGCUCACAGCAGAAGUAGUUGGAAAGCUGCUGGUCGUGGCGGUCACUGACCCUGACUAUGAAGUGCGGUACUGGGUACUGCAGUCUCUAGACUCCACAUUCAACUCUCAUUUAGCACAAAUUGAGAAUUUAAGCUUCCUUUUUAUAGCCAUGAAUGAUGAGCAUAUUGAGAUCAGAGAGCUGGCGACAUGCACUAUUGGUCGCCUGAGCACCGUGAACCCAGCCUAUGUGAUGCCGGGUCUCAGGAAAACCUUAAUACAGUUCCUGACUGAGUUAGAACACUCUGGCAUGAGUAGAAACAAAGAACAAGCAGCUAAAAUGUUAGACAAUCUGAUCUUGCAUGCACCUAGACUUGUGAGGCCAUACAUGGAAACAAUCCUGAAUGUUUUAGUGCCCAAGUUGAAGGAGUGUGACUCUAACCCUGGGGUUGUGAUCAGUGUGCUGAAAGCUGUCGGUGAUCUUGCAGAUGUCAAUGGAGAUAACAGCGGCCUCAAGAAAUGGCUCUCUGAGAUACUAGCAAUACUACUAGAACUGCUCUCUGAUGCUAGCGCCACAGAUAAGAGAAGCAUUGCACUGUGGGUAUUUGGGCAACUCAUAAGCGCUACCGGCUACGUCGUAACCCCAUACACGGAAUACCCUAACUUGAUGGAUGUUCUACUAAAUUUUCUCAAAACCGAACAGCAACCUAAAGACAGAAGAGAAACUAUAAGAGUUCUUGGGCUUCUAGGAGCACUGGAUCCUUACAAGCACAAGAUAACAAGAGGUCUAAUCGACUGCCAGCCAGACUCCAACCUGGUUCCCGUGGCAGACAGUAAAGCCGAGGAGAAUAACUUUGAGAUGACGACUAGUGAGAUGUUGGUGAACAUGUCGUGCCCGGUGCUGGACGAGUAUUACCCGGCUAUAGUGGUGUCGACGCUGAUGCGCAUCCUGCGCGACCCCACGCUGCAGCAGCACCACACCAGCGUGGUGCAGGCCGUCACCUUCAUCUUCCAGUCGCUCGGCAUCAAGUGCGUGCCCUACAUCUCCCGAGUCACCCCCAGCCUACUCUACGUGGCGCGGUCCACCGACAACAACAACUUCCGAGAGUUCCUCUUCACGCAGCUCGCUAAACUCAUCGCGAUCGUCAAACAGCAUAUUAGGAACUAUUUGGACAAGAUCUUCGACUUGAUCAAGGAGUUUUGGACGCCCAACAGUCCUUUGCAAACCACAUUGAUCUUGCUAGUAGAGCACAUAGCGGUCGCUCUUGGAUCAGAGUUCAAAGUGUACCUACCGCAACUAAUGCCGCAGAUACUGCGAGUGCUCGCUCACGACACCAGCAAGGACCGGAUGGUGACGGAGAAGCUGCUCAUAGCUCUGCAGAAGUUCGAGGAUAAUCUCGACGACUACAUGCAUCUAGUGCUGCCCUCGAUCGUGAAGCUAUUCGACGCGUCGGACUGCCCCGUGAACGUCGCUAAAGUGGCGAUGGAGACUGUGGAUACUCUGUCAGAUUCUUUGAACUACAGUGAGUUGGUGUCGAGGAUAAUUCACCCGCUGGUGAGGAGCCUGGAGUCUUGCCCCACUCUGCGGCCCACCGCGAUGGAUACUCUGUGCGCUCUCGUGUGUCAGUUAGGAGCGAAAUACAAGGAUUUCAUUCCCCUAGUGCAGAAAGUGAUAGUGCGACACCGGAUCCAGCAUCAGAACUACGAGAUGCUGAUAUCGAAGCUCCAGUCGGGGUCCACGUUGGCUGUCGAUGACUUCUUCCAAAACUUUAGACGGCCGAGGCAGAUCAAUCAUGAGGCGCGUAUGAUAGCCAACGACGGCACAAGCGCAUCCAUCCGGCGUCUGUACGUGAGCGCGCAGAACCUCAAGCUGGCGUGGACCGUCAGCAGCCGCGUCUCCAAGGACGACUGGCUCGAGUGGCUGAGGAGGUUCAGUAUUGGACUGCUGACUGAGUCGCAUAGUCCGGCGCUCAGGGCGUGUCUAUCCCUGGCGCACAACUACUCGCAGCUGCUGCGGGACCUGUUCAACGCGGCCUUCGUGUCGUGCUGGACCGAGCUGGACCAGACCGCGCGGCAGGAGCUCGCCAACGCACUGGAGCAAGCGCUCACUGCCCCCGACGCCCCCGAGCUGGCGCACACGGUGCUGAACCUGGCGGAGUUCAUGGAGCACUGCGAGUGCGGCGCGCUGCCCAUCGCGCCGCCGCUGCUGGGCGAGCGAGCCAUGCUCAGCCGCGCCUACGCCAAGGCGCUGCAUUACAAGGAAGAGGAGUUCCGCAACGGCGCCACGUCCCAAGUCGUAGAGGCGCUGAUCCACAUCAACAACAAGCUGCAGCAGAAGGAGGCGGCCGAGGGGCUGCUCGAGCGAGUCAUGUCGCAGCGGGAGGCUGGGGAUACCUCGCUACAGGUGCAAGUGCGAUGGUACGAGAAGCUGCACAACUGGGAGAAGGCGCUCAACCUCUACGGAGACCAGCUACAGACAGACCCGAGCGACGUGGACGCCAACCUCGGCCAGAUGCGCUGUCUGGAGGCGCUGGGCGAGUGGGGCCGACUGUACGACACGGUUUCCGAACGCUGGCCGGCCAUGAACAACGAAGAACAGUACAAAUCAGCUAGAUUAGCCGCGGCUUCAGCGUGGGGGCUCAAGGAAUGGGAGUCCAUGGCACAGUAUGUAACCUGCCUUCCCGAGAACACACAAGAUGGAGCUUUUUACCGAGCGGUACUCGCCAUUCAUGAUGGCGACUGGGACCUGUCUCGGCUGUUCGUGGAUCAAGCGAGGACUAUAUUAGAUUCUGAACUGACAGCUGUAGCGGGCGAGAGCUACCAGCGAGCGUACGGAGCGUUAGUUAACGCGCAAUUACUGGCAGAGUUGGAGGAAGUUGUGACUUAUAAGCUAGUGCCAGAGAGGCGAGAAUCCAUCCGCCAGGCGUGGUGGCUGCGACUGCAAGGCGGACAGAGACUGGUUGAGGAUUGGCGGAAGAUUCUACAAGUUAGAAGUCUAGUGUUGACACCUCAAGAAGACAUGGCCACAUGGCUGAAAUUCGCGUCUCUAUGCCGUAAAAGCGGCGCCCCAGGGCAGGCACACAGGACGCUAGUCAUGCUACUCGGCUCAGACCCUAGCAAGAACAGAGACUCGCCACUUCCGAUGCACGAACCACGGCUAACUCUUGCAUACGCGAAACACUUAUGGGUGGCCGGAGACAAAGACUUGGCUUACGAGCAACUACAGCGCUACGUGACGUCAGCGGAGCGCGGCGACCCUGAGAACUGCCGUCUACUCGCUCGCUGCCAUUUAAAACUCGGCUCGUGGUGCGAGUCACUGCGCGGCAUCAACGACCACUCCAUCCCGGAAAUCCUGCGCAACUACAAAUCGGCCACAAUGCUGGCCGCUGAUUGGUACAAAGCGUGGCACGCGUGGGCCUACAUGAACUUCGAGACGGUUCUAUUCUACAAGCACCAGGACGCGAGCGGGGAGGGCGGCACCGGCGACCGCCGCGCGACCCCUGACUAUAUACUACAACAUACCGUCCCUGCUGUAGAGGGAUUCUUCACAUCCAUUAACCUGUCCCACGGCAGUUCGCUACAAGACACUCUGCGGCUGCUGACUCUAUGGUUCGACUACGGCCACCACCCCGCCGUGCACGAAGCGAUUACCGAAGCGAUUAGGACUAUUGAAAUAAACGUCUGGCUUCAAGUCAUUCCUCAGUUGAUCGCUCGCAUAGACACUCCGAGAGCUUUAGUCGGGAAGUUGAUACAUUCGCUUCUGAUGGAUAUUGGUAAAUCGCACCCUCAAGCGCUGGUGUACCCGUUGACGGUAGCCUCUAAGUCUUCGUUUGUGGCUCGCAAGAACGCUGCCAAUCAGAUCCUGAAGUCCAUGUGUACUCACUCGAGCAGCCUCGUGAACCAGGCGGCCAUGAUCUCGGAGGAGCUGAUCCGCGUCGCGAUCCUGUGGCACGAGCAGUGGCACGACGCACUCGAGGAAGCUUCCAGGCUGUACUUCAGCGAGCACGACGUGAAGGCCAUGUUCAAGACACUCGAACCGUUACACGCGAUGCUGGAGCGCGGCCCGCAGACGCUCAAGGAGGUGUCCUUCAACCAGGCGUACGGCAGGGACCUGAAUGAGGCGCAGGACUGGUGCAAUAGAUUCAAGGAGACGAACAGCGUCCGCGAUCUCAACCAGGCGUGGGACCUGUACUACCACGUGUUCAGGCGCAUCUCCCGCCAGCUGCCGCAGCUCACCUCGCUCGAGCUGCAGUACGUCAGCCCCCGGCUGCUCAACUGCAGGGACCUGGAGCUGGCGGUGCCGGGCUCGUACGUGCCGGACCAAGAGGUCAUCAGGAUCGCGCACAUACAGAGCAGCCUGCAGGUGAUAACCUCAAAGCAGCGCCCGCGCCGGCUAACAGUCCGCGGCUCCAACGGCAAAGAAUACAUGUUCCUACUGAAGGGACACGAGGACUUGCGACAAGACGAGCGAGUCAUGCAACUGUUCGGCCUAGUCAACACACUCUUACAAGCAGACCCAGACACCUUCAGGCGAGACCUGGCCAUACAAAGAUACGCGGUGAUUCCCCUCUCGACUAACUCCGGUCUGAUUGGCUGGGUGCCGCACUGUGACACUCUGCACUCGCUGAUCAAAGACUACAGGGAUAAGAGGAAGUGUCUGCUGAAUAUUGAGCACAGGAUCAUGCAGAGGAUGGCAUCGGAUCUGGAGAAGCUUAUGUUGAUGCAAAAGGUAGAAGUGUUCGAGCACGCGCUCGGGCACACGGCGGGCGACGACCUGGCCAAACUGCUGUGGCUGAAGAGCCCCUCCUCCGAGGUGUGGUUCGAGCGCCGCACCAACUACACCCGGUCACUGGCUGUCAUGAGCAUGGUGGGGUACAUACUGGGGCUGGGCGACCGGCACCCGUCCAACAUAAUGCUGGACCGCGUGACGGGCAAGUUCCUGCACAUCGACUUCGGCGACUGCUUCGAGGUGGCCGUCACGCGCGACAAGUUCCCCGAGAAGAUCCCCUUCCGGCUCACGCGCAUGCUCAUCAAUGCUAUGGAGGUGACCGGCAUCGAGGGCACGUACCGCCGCACCUGCGAGUCCGUCAUGGAGGUGCUGCACCGACACAAGGACAGCGUCAUGGCCGUGCUAGAGGCAUUUGUAUACGAUCCACUGCUGAACUGGAGACUCAUCGACGCCGGCCGACGCUCCCGAGACACGGCCCUGGUCUCGCCCACCGAACCCUCCACCUCGCCUCUACCCAGCCGGGGACGACCUUACAUCACUGUGAACGACGCUUUAGAUGCCCCCGCCGAAAGCAACCUCAACAAAAAAGCUUUAGCUAUAGUCAAUAGGGUCAGAGAUAAGCUAACGGGAAGAGACUUCCCGCACAUAGAUGAGAUAGUGACGGUGCAGAAACAAGUGGAGCUGUUGAUACAGCAGGCGACCAGCAACGAGAAUUUGUGCCAGUGCUAUGUGGGCUGGUGCCCCUUCUGGUAGAUGUGGCCUUAUGUAGCUAGUCGAUGGUGAAUGUAGAGUUGUGGCGGUAUUUUACAUAGGCGUUCAGUGUUAAAAAGUUAUUAUCUGCCAGACACAAACGAUUUCUAUGAAGGUUUUGCUAUAGAUAAAUAAGAACAUAAAAACUUACUUCCAAAUUGUUCACUGUCCAAAUGGAUGAUUGCAGGCUGAUGAUGAAGUCUAUGUGUGUCACUGGUCCAGAUAUAAUGGUGAAAGUUAAACAGCUACAGUAAACUAAUCCGUUUUGUCAUCAAAGUCAUCCUUAUGAUUUAUCGAUGUUCAGUCAGAUAACUCAGAGUUAUUAUGUCAUUACGUCCGCCUGGACGCAUUUUGAUACUCCUAGACAAUCUUCAGCAUGACCUUACGACUGGACAGAAUCAAGACACAGAUUCAAAUCUUAUUACAAAAUAUUGAUAAACAUUUCAAGCUGAUCGCUAUCUUAGAGUGCAUGGCGACACGUGUCGGGCAUGUCAUUAGCGUAUCAACACUCAGCUAUUGACACUAACACGAGUCGCUGACUACACAUUUCUGUAGAACCCUAGUGAUGUACCGCCAAUAGGUGUAAGUAGUUGACAACUAAAUAAUCUUGUAUACAUUGUAUAUAAAAACCUCAAUACACGUAGAUAACGGCGAUGCUGUGUAUUUAAGUAGCUUUUUAUCUUAGUCCAGAAAAUAUUGGUUGUAUUCCUGUUACGCAGCUAGGCUUCUGAUAACUUCUAUUUUGUGAUAUGUAUAAGUUAUGUAACAUAAUAGUGGCUUUAUCCUUAGUAAUACGUAUGUACUGGUAACGAUGUAAAAAUAUCUAGUGCCAUUUGCGAACAUAUUAAAAUGAUCCAAAGAUUCUCUUGUGUAAAUCACUUUUGCUUUUAGUUAUGUUAAUGUAAGUCAAGGAAGACGAAAGUAACAGAUAGUACCUAAACGUUAUUAUAACUGUUUACUUUUUCUACGCUUCGUAUGACAAAUGUCGUAAUAUUGUUACUUUAUCUAACACGAGCAUAAAAGAGUUACAACUUUCGUUGUAUCUAUAAAUAUUGACAAACACUAUGGCUAAUGAUAUGUUUUUAGUUGUACGCUUAUCAUAAAAUGAAUAUAAGACGGUAAAGAUAA